GCCCGCCCGCCCGCCUGCCCACCAGUCCGCCUGUCCGCCUGCCCGCCUGCCCGGAGCUGAGCGCACCGACCGCGGCUGCUCCCAUGGCGAGGACCCCGGGCCCCAAGUUCAGCCUCUUCCUCCCGCCGCUCGCGGUGCUGCUCGUCUGUGUGUGCGCGGCGCCUGGCGCCUCGGGGCGCAGAGAUUCUCACUCUCUUCACUAUGAUUUCAACAUUUCUUCUGAUAAACAACCAUGGUGUAUGGUCCAAGAAAAGAUGGAUGAAGAGAAGUAUCUUUUCUAUGACUGUGGCAACAAUAAGGUCAUAUAUAUUAAUCUCCCAAGAGAGGAGGGAAAGGCCAUUCAUUCCUGUAAAGGAGAGUUAGGAACCCUGAGCAACAUGGGAAAUGAAUUAAAACCAUUACUGGCUGACAUUAAACGUGAGAAAUAUGCAGAUGGAGCUCCUCUCACCCUGCAGGUCAGGAUGACGUGCCAUGGAAGCACCAGUGGGUCCUUGGAGUUUUCCUUGGGUGGACAGAGGCUCCUUACCUUUCACUCUGAGACUGAAGAAUAUAAAGCGGAUGAUUCCGAAGGUGAACGGCUGAAGAAGAAGUGGGAGAAAUAUGAGGAUUUGAGCAAAGACUUCAAAAUGACCUUAAAGGGAGACUGCAAGGAAUUGUAUAAAUGCUGGGUACACAGGAAGACAGAGCUGGAGACAACAGCUGCACUGACCACAGUCCCGGCCCAAGUCACAACCACACCUACCAUAGCCUCAGUUUCACCAACCAAGACCACAGAUGGGUUGGAGACCUGGGCCAUCAUUCUCAAUGUAUUUAUGAUUUUCAUCACCCUGAUCAUCAUUUGAAUCAUCUAUUACAUUAUAGGAAAAGGUAAAGAGGGCAGAAUUGAGUGGAAAAUGAGAGGCAGGUGGCCUGGAAUGAGGACAGGGAAAGGUGAAUUUUCAGCCUGUCCUUGCCCCCUCACUGAACCUUCUCUUUGUGAAAAUUAGUCUAGGGAACUAACAUGUAAUAUAGCUUGAUAGCAAUAACUUGGACAAGCUCAGCUCUGAGUUCUAUCUUCUGUCAAAGCAGUGGGAAAAGGAGGGUGCCAUACCAAGGCUUAACCCCUGUAGAUGCUAAAGAGGAUUAGUGAUUUCAGUCCCCAUCCACAUCCCUUGUUUGGGAGAGUGUGUUUGGGGCCGGUGUGUGUGGUGUGGGAACAGCAGGCACACAGGACAUGGGAAGUACUCCCGUUCAGGUGAGAGCAGCAUGGCGGCUCCAUGUGAUGUGUCCAGGGGAAGGGAGUAUCCAGGAGGCUAAGAGGAGAGGGGUCUGGGUCUGAUACCAGGAGGAGAGGUGGAAGGCCUUGCAGAACCAAUUCUAAAUGUUGGAGUUUGCAUCUGCCUUCCCAGAAAGUGGCUUUGGAGACAUCAGGUAAGACAGAUGGCCAGCAGUACAGACUGCAGGACAAGUUAGAUGGAAGCCAUUUUUUUUCUGGAACCCCCUGAGAAUCCUGGGUAAGCCCUGAUUCAAUCACCUGGCAGCCAGCUUCCUCCACACUCCAAAUCCUGAGUCACUGUGUGCCUCCUUCCUUGAGCUCAGGUGACUCCAGGGAUAGGUGUGGCUUAGCUGCUGGUGGAGUUGGAUGCUGACUGGUGACUGGAGCACGAAUCCAUGGGGCAGGACAGGGACACUCACUCUCAGAGCUGUGAGCUGUUACCAGGGUGAGGAGAGCAGGCCAACCAAGGAUCUUUCCACAACCACAACCAUUCCCUGGUAGAGAAACCAGGAUGCAGGCCUCUCUCUCUGGACAAGGUUCUUCUGGGCUUUUUUAAAAUCAAAAUUUCAGUAGAGGGAGCAUCACAGUUCAUUUGCACCUUGAGUCCUGAGCCCCACCUGCCUUUGGAUCUGACUUGCCUUGUGAUAAAGGUGGUAGGAUGUGGGUACAAGCUGUAGGGCCUAGGGUGGUAGUGAGAGCUGAUGGGAAAUACAUGACUCUCAGGAGGGUGGGGCUCUGAGCUGGAAGGGUUUGGGGUCGGUAGCCCCAGGGGAACUGACCCAGGAUUUUCUCAGCCCCUGAGACAAACAUGUGUUUCUCUUCAGGUGGCAAAGAUGCUGCUCAAAAGCUCCUGGAUGUGUGGUCUAGUUCAACAUGUGUCCCUGCUGCUUGGCUACCUUUCCACCUCCAGCAGUGCACCUGUUGGCCCCAAGGAGCUGCAGUCCUUACAGCAAAUGCAGAGACCUGCAGGAGGUCAAGAGGAUUCAGAAGAUGCUAUGUUCAUGUCCUAAAUUCCAUGAGAAGUUUGGUAACUCUGCACAGUUUUCAACAUUUGGUUCCAUUUUCUCUUGAUUGUUAUAAUUCUUGCAGUUAGCUCUCCAACUGCUUGAAAAAGAAAUCUUGCCAGAGAGAACACUUUCCAGUCUCCCCUUGGGUUGUGGAAAAUGAGAUAGAUCUCUGCAUCAGGACCUCGUUGUAGCAAAUGAACAAGAUACCGUGUGAGACUUCAGGCUUUGCAGAUCAGAAGUCUGUUGCAACCACUCAGCUCUGCUGUGUAGCGUGAAAGGAGUGAUAGACAAUACUUGACCAACCUUUGGGCUGAUGCUCUAAACACUGAGUCAAAGCAGCCAGGGCCUCACCACCUUUUAAAGGGAAAAUAAUAUUUAUGAUGGUUACCUUUAGAAAGUUUUAAACUAUGUAAUGCUAUUUAAAGUUAUAUCUCUCUAUGAAAGAAUACUAUAACAAUACAAUUACUUAGCGAUUUUGUUUUAUAACACACAGUAUUUUAGGUGAUUAUUGUUUGUUCGAAUAAUGCUGUAAAUAAAACCAGUGGUUCUGAUAAAUUACUAUGGAAACAGAAUUUACCAUCUUUGUCAUGUCAUGGAAUAAAAAAAAUCAUAUGGAUCCUAAAGUAUGAGGAUUUAUCUGCUAUUACCGCACACUCCACACCCCGCAGUGACUUUCCUGUGAUUCUGUCCCUGCAGACUCACCUCCUUCAGUGGCUGAAACAUCUCUACUUAAAAAAAAUAUAUUUUAUUCAUUUGUACAGAGAGGAAGGGAGAUGGAGAGUUAGAAACAUUCUUGAGAGGGAAACAUUGAUCAGCUUCUUCCCACUGGGGAUUGAGCCCACAUCCAAGGU
Pipistrellus kuhlii (Kuhl's pipistrelle) is the source of this 3113-nucleotide messenger RNA. RefSeq names its product UL16-binding protein 3. Gene Ontology annotation, biological process: immune response; positive regulation of T cell mediated cytotoxicity; antigen processing and presentation of endogenous peptide antigen via MHC class Ib. The record is from RefSeq and is a predicted model, not a curated record. The transcript is spliced from 4 exons. Lineage: Eukaryota; Metazoa; Chordata; Mammalia; Chiroptera; Vespertilionidae. Gene Ontology annotation, cellular component: external side of plasma membrane. The coding region runs from base 84 to 842 and encodes 252 amino acids.